AAAUGGGGGAUCUAAACGAGGAUUUACUGAAUUAUGAAGCCGACUUACUGGAAGAUGAUAUUUUAGAUGAUAAUGAAGAUGAACUCCUACUUUCGGAUGAUGACAAUGCUGAUGCUGAAGCUCUUCUAAGUGACUCUGAAGAUUGGAUUGACGAUGAACUACGGUCAAAACCAAAAACAGAAUCUGGCGAUUCGAGUUCAAAUGCGGUUUCCGGUUCGAAUGAUAUUGCGGAAGCUCGACAAGAUUCACCCGAAGAAUCGACUAUAGCUACUGUAGCGCCAUCAGAAUCAACGCCUGAAAAGCCAACGGGAUCUAACGAGAAAACAACAGAGCACGUUUCAUCGACGCCUGACAAAAGUCUCGAGCUUGGAGAUCCAGAUCAAAGUCAAGAAUCAGGUGUAUCAAAUGCUGUCGAUAGUACAUGGGUAAAUACGCCAGAUGCCUGUGUUAGUAACAAUUUGGAAGAAGUUGAUGGAAGUUUUGUGCGAAACAAUAACGAAGUAUCAUCAACUAAUGCAGAAGAAGAGAGAGCAGCUCAACAAUUGGAGGGAUCAAAAUGCGUUUCAUCUUCUUCAAUUGACUCAACUCCUACAAUCGAACAAAAUAAUGAUGUUGAUACGCCAGCAACGAGUGCUUGCAGUGAAAUCGUGUCAUCAUUUAAUGAUACACCAUUAACGACUUCCAAUGAAACAGUUGAACGAGAAGCUGAAACCACAGAAACAGAAGAAGAUGAACGUGAAGAACGUAUAAAUCCAAAGCUCAGCGUUGAGAAACCUGAAGAAAACCUCAAUAACAAAGGCGUUCGAGUUCCUUCAGGACAUAAAAAUCACAAACAAUCCUCAAAUAGCUUUGAAGGAAUAACUCCCCUUUAUCCUCCUCGUCAUGAUUUUCCAUAUGGUCCAAAUCGUAUUCCGUUUCCUCCACAUAGGCCGGGAUUUGGUUCAAUGCGAGCUCCAUAUUUCAUGCCAAGGCCUACAUUUAACUCUUUACCUCCCGGUAUGCGAUCCGGAAUGAUGAGACCUGAUAUGCGAAUACCAUUUGAUCCAACACGACCAAGACAACAAAUACCAAUGUAUCCGCGAGGUCCUUUGGGAUCUUUCCCGCCAAAUGUUAUGCCGCCAAAUCAGAUGCCAUAUUCAUCAGGAGGCCUGAAUGUACAAUCUUCUAUUCCUAUUAUUCCCAAGAAAGUUUUAAUCAAUCCAAACUUCAAAGGAGGAGGUUUAGAAGCUGCGACAAGUCAAUUGUUGAAGGAUACACAACAAUUUGGAUCUCGAUCAUUGACAGACGAAGAAUUGCUGAGACAACAAGAGGAGUUCAUUACAAAAAAUUUGAUGCAUGUCGAAAAAAGAAGACAUGAAUCUCCUCCAUCUCGUCUACGAUCUCGUUCAAGAUCUCCAAGAUCACGUUCUCGAAGCUAUUCUCCUCAAAGAAGUCAUCGCAGAAGUCGUGAAAAGGAUUGGAGACCGUAUAACAAUAAGCGUAAUUGGCGACGAAAUAAUGAUGAUUGGAACAAAAGACGUCGAAUCGAAGAUAAAGAAAAAGAUGAGAAUCCGGAUGAUGAUGAGGAAACACGGGAAUAUAGGAGAAAAGUUGCCGAACAAAAAGCGCUUCGUGAAAAAAUGUUACGAGAUAAAGAGCGAAGAAGAAGAGAACUUGCAGAAGAAAAUAAACGACAAUUGCAAGAAGAAGAGGAAAAACGAAAGAAAGAAGAGCCUGUCUUGAAGUGCAAACCUGUUGUGGUUACAAAGAAAAUUAUUUCCCUGAAAGCUAUCAAGAGCAGUGGCUCGGAUAAUGAAGACAGAAAGUUAUCGCAAGAUUCAGGUCUUUCAUCAAGUGGUAAUGGCAAAAAUAUGUCAUUCAACAAAAUGUUCUCUGAAGACGAUGAUGUAAAGACAAUGGCUGUCGUCAAACCUAUCCAAAGUUUACAAACUACAAAGAAACCCGUUAUUGAUGGCAUUGAUGAAAAACUUGAGGCUGAAUUGCUUGAAGAAUCAAGAACGCCAUCGCCUCCGCCGCCUGCUUUAUUAAACUCCAAUCGUCGUGUCAUUAUAAAAUCUAAGCCUAAAGUAGAAGAAACUGUCACAGAGGAUGCUACAUCUAAAAAACGUAUUUUUGAUCGAUUGGAUCGUAAAUCAUCGGCUAUAGGAAUUGAUUCAUUGGCAAAACGUAAGAUACAAAGGCUUGUAUCUGACAAGUCAAAGUAAAAAGAUAAAAACUGUCUUUAGGUAAAAUUACUCUUUUUAUUA
Culicoides brevitarsis is the source of this 2246-nucleotide messenger RNA. Its product is annotated as RNA-binding protein 33. The record is from RefSeq and is a predicted model, not a curated record. The transcript is spliced from 7 exons. NCBI's taxonomy places the organism in Eukaryota, Metazoa, Arthropoda, Insecta, Diptera, Ceratopogonidae. Gene Ontology annotation, molecular function: RNA binding. Bases 3 to 2204 code for a protein of 733 amino acids.